AGUACACAUGACAUUUUGAUGAAUUUGUAUACAUUCAGUCAGGUACAGCCGUUCCUUACGAGAAAAUGUAGUGUACGAGUACCUAGCUUUGUAAAUAAACCUUGCUUCCUUCGCAAACCGAACAGGACUUACAGUAUUCAACAUGGCAUCAGAAGAACGAGUUCCAUGGAAAAAAGUUCUUUAUGGCAACAAAGGAUACCCUGACAAUUACACGGACCCGUCAUUCCUAAAAGAACUCCAAAAGAACAAGAACGUUAAAAUAUUUGAAUUCACAGAGGCUUUCCUGGGUAUAACAAAAUUAAAUUAUCAACUAUCAACGGUCACAGCGUUCCUGUUAAUAUUCCAUGCAAUGUAUAACGAACACAUAGAACCUAAUGUGGUUCUCAUCUAUUCAUCCAUGGCAACUUUACUCGGCUACAUUCUCUACAUUCGAAAAGAAUUUUCGUUAAGAGCAUUUAGUGAUCAUAUCAAAACUGUCCUGAGCGUUAUAGUGUUUGGCUACAUCAGCUCACCGUUGUUGCACACUUUAACCCAAAGCAUCAGUACGGAUACCAUUUUCACAAUGACAUUUUUCGUAAUGUUCAUUCAUCUGAUAUUCUUCGACUAUGGUGUUCCGGCUUUUAUGGUGUCUACGGCGAUAUCAUUCAAUGCAGCUAUCUUUGGUGCCAUAUGCUUGUCGUCCCGGCUGUCAUCAUCAUUCCACGCUUUCACAUUGCUUAUUGUGUCGUCAGAGUUUUUCGCAUUACUACCAUUGUUUAUGGAACGCUUCUGGUCACCGUUGUGGAUGCUAAUGAUAGCAAUUCUGUCGUCGUAUUUCUUGUUAAAUCUAUCCUUAUCAUUGUGGUUAACGUACAUUUUGAUUUCGUUUUUUGUAAAUAUAAUUUGUCCGUACGUUUUUGUUGACCAGCAAAAACAUAAGAAUAAUAUACAUGGACCGUGGGACGAGGCUAUUGUUAAGGAAGAUAUGGAACCAUUUUAGAAUACCAAAAAGAAUUGUUGAAUUUAUUAGAUUAAAUAAAUUUUUUAUCUUGUGAAA
This is a messenger RNA of Bradysia coprophila, 1036 nucleotides long. It is a transcript of the gene PIG-C, whose product is annotated as phosphatidylinositol glycan anchor biosynthesis class C. The record is from RefSeq and is a predicted model, not a curated record. Gene Ontology annotation, biological process: GPI anchor biosynthetic process. Gene Ontology annotation, cellular component: glycosylphosphatidylinositol-N-acetylglucosaminyltransferase (GPI-GnT) complex; membrane. NCBI's taxonomy places the organism in Eukaryota, Metazoa, Arthropoda, Insecta, Diptera, Sciaridae.